Molecule: messenger RNA, 1569 nt
Organism: Penicillium angulare
Lineage: Eukaryota; Fungi; Ascomycota; Eurotiomycetes; Eurotiales; Aspergillaceae
Gene: hapX
Product: bZIP transcription factor HapX
Exons: 1
Coding region: 1-1569 (522 amino acids)
Cellular component (GO): RNA polymerase II transcription regulator complex; nucleus
Molecular function (GO): transcription cis-regulatory region binding; DNA-binding transcription activator activity, RNA polymerase II-specific
Source: RefSeq, a predicted model, not a curated record
AUGGCCACGACAGGCGUGUCUCUCACGCCUGCACCGGUCACGGCACCGUUAGCUAUGGCCCCCGCGUUGGCUGCUAGACCUUCAGUGGCCCCAUCGCCAGGCCCGGGUACGCCCGGCUCCAUCACAUCGAAAGAAUGGGUGAUUCCACCACGCCCCAAGCCCGGUCGCAAGCCAGCAACCGAUACGCCGCCUACCAAGCGCAAGGCUCAAAACCGAGCUGCUCAGCGGGCAUUCCGCGAGCGACGGGCGGCUCGAGUGCAGGAGCUGGAGGAGCAGAUGAAGGACAUGGAAGACCACCACGAUAUUCGAGAUGCCACUCUCGCUGAGCAAAUUAACAACCUCUCCCGCGAGGUCGAGCAAUGCCGCGAAGAAAUGGGUUGGUGGCGUGACCGCUGCCACUCUUUGGAGAAGGAGGUGUCGAUCGAACGCAGUGCAAAGGAAGCUAUCGUGAAAGAAUUUCGAACUUCCAUGUCCGGCCCCAGCACCAAGUCACCCAUGCCAGACUCUGUCCCCUUGCCGCCACGCCGUAACCGCAGCUCUCGCAUGGAGGGCGUUGUCUCUACCAAUGCUGAGCGAAACCGCGAGCCAGAAGAUGAGAAUGUGCCUCUAGGCUGCACUGAUUGCUCUUCUUCACACUGCCAGUGCAUCGAAGAUGCUUUCGGCAUGCCCAUCGACACUCACGAGUCUCGAGGCAGACAUCCUCCCCAUGGAGUCGGUAGCCCUGAGCGUGAGAACGCCGAGCCCGAAAUCAAGCCCGACCCAGAAGAAAUGGAAAUUGAUUUCACUGCUCGAUUUGCCGCUGUCCCCGCUCAAUCGCACUCUCACUCCCACUCCCACUCCCACUCCCACUCCCAGUCUCACAACAAUAACGAGGUUUCCUCCCCACCCGUGGACCCCUGUGGAUUCUGCCAGGAUGGAACUCCCUGCAUCUGUGCCGAAAUGGCAGCCCAGGAACAGCAGCGUGGUCGCCGAAACUCCUUCGAGAACAACCGUCUCGCCCCCAUCCAAUCUAUCUCCCAAUUCACACCACCUCCUUCUGAGAGUGAUGUCCGCUCCGAAGUAACUCUCCCACCCAUCAGCCAAGCUACCAACCCUUGUGCCAAUGGCCCCGGAACCUGCGCCCAAUGUCUUGCCGAUCCUCGGAGCACCCUUUUUUGCAAGACGCUGGCAGCCUCCCGGUCAGCGAGCGGAACCCCAACAACGGGAGGAGGCUGCUGCGGCGGCAAGGGAGCCGACGGGGGAUGCUGCAUGUCAAGAAAUGCCCCCACCGCCCCGACCACGCGUAACAACCCCUCCAUGCCUCCGCAAUCUGCCAUAUCCAAGCCCUCUACGCCCAAUGCGCUCACCCUGAGUUGCGCCGAUGCAUUCACCACCCUCUCCCGCCACCCUAACUUCUCUCGAGCAAGCGAUGAGAUCUCAACCUGGCUACCAAAGCUGCACACUCUUCCAGACCCCAAUGAGCAAGCUGUAUCCCCAGAGACUCGCAGUGGUCGUGCAGCCUUGGAAGUCGAGGCCGCAAGUGUAAUGGGUGUACUCCGUUACUUCGACCGGCGCUUUGCCUCGAAAUGA